This is a messenger RNA of Temnothorax curvispinosus, 1479 nucleotides long. Its product is annotated as putative nuclease HARBI1. NCBI's taxonomy places the organism in Eukaryota, Metazoa, Arthropoda, Insecta, Hymenoptera, Formicidae. The record is from RefSeq and is a predicted model, not a curated record. The transcript has 6 exons. The coding region runs from base 284 to 1414 and encodes 376 amino acids.
UGGUGUCUCCCCGAACGCAUGGUGACCGCAUGUAUGUAUACAAUACAUACGAAUCAGCUAACUCGAGAAUAUUGUUUACUGAAAAAAUCUUCAAAUUUGCGGUUUUGCUGGUCGAAUUUUUCCGGCAAAAUAUUAACUAGCGUCGUUUUGUGUUCUACUCUUUGCCGAGUCACAUUCCUGUAUGUUCGAGCGUUAAUAUUUCUGCUUCCUGUAUACUUUUGUGUUUAUAAGUCAUUGAAUUACGUUUUAUUAUUUAAAAUUAGUAAUAACCGAAUCUAAAAAAAUGGAAGAAGAAGAAGUAAUUGUCGCAGCAGCAGUGCUGGUACUGCGUAAUUUAAUUUAUUCAUCUGAAAGUGAUGACGAAGAAGAAGUACAAGUAAUAAGGAAUCCAAGAAGAAAGGUUGCUAGAAUUGAAAAUUAUGUUGAACAAAUAAUACCAGCAUUAACAAGAGAGCAAUUUAAAGCUCACUUCAGGAUGGUUCCUGAAACCUGUGCUUAUGUUCUAUCUUGUAUAGAGCACAAACUACAAAGGACAACAUUUGGAACACCAAUGAUUUCUCCACGCACACAGUUCCUUUUGGCAUUAUGGCGACUCUCUACUCCAGAUUCGUUUAGGUCUAUUUGUGAACGUUUUAAUGUUGGUAGAAGUACUGCACUGUACAUAACAAGAAGAGUUGUUAAGGCACUUGUUGACCUUGCACCCGUCAUAAUUAAAUGGCCUACAAGAGAACGAGUACAUGAAGUGUGGGAGGGAUUUCGAAACACGAGUAGUUUUCCAAAAAUAAUUGGUGCCAUCGAUGGAAGCCAUAUUACCAUUCCAGCUCCGAAAAAGAAUCCUCAUUGUUACAUAAAUCGAAAAGGUCGUCACUCCAUUCAAAUUCAGGCUAUUUGUGACCAUAAGUGUCUAUUUACUCACUGUUAUAUUGGACAUGUCGGAUCUGUCCAUGAUCAGCGUGUGUUUCGCCAGUCUGAAGUUCAACAUUACUUGGGAGAUGAAACGAGAUUUCCUCAAGAUAGCCAUUUAGUCGGCGAUCAAGCAUAUAAGCUGCAUGAAAAUUUACUUGUACCGUAUCGAGACAAUGGUCACCUAACCGAAAGACAACGAAAUUACAACUUUUGUCAAUCUUCAGCAAGAAUUGCUAUAGAGAGAGCAUUUGGGAUAUUGAAAGGAAGAUUCCGAUGUCUUUUAACCACAUUUGCAAUGGAUCGGGUUGAUCUAAUCCCUAUGCACAUUCUUGCGUGUUGCAUAUUACACAAUAUUUGUCUGAUGAGAAGUGAUGAAUUAGAUAUUGAAAUAAAUGUGGACGAAGAAGGCGAAGAAGCAAAUGUAGCGGAUGAAAAUGUUCCUCUUCCUGGAGCAGCUGUUGCCAAAAGAGAUCGUAUAUGCCAAACGUUAAGAAUGAGACAUGUAUAAGUACUUAUAUAUAAUAUUUGUAAACUUCAGUUACUCUGUUUUCAAAAUAAAUGGUUUAAAUACAA